Molecule: messenger RNA, 2958 nt
Organism: Maniola jurtina (meadow brown)
Lineage: Eukaryota; Metazoa; Arthropoda; Insecta; Lepidoptera; Nymphalidae
Product: transmembrane protein 62-like
Exons: 5
Coding region: 205-2163 (652 amino acids)
Molecular function (GO): hydrolase activity
Source: RefSeq, a predicted model, not a curated record
UGACAGUGAGUGACUGUCGACUGUGCUGCUGUCGAUAUCACAGACCAAUAACAUAUUUUAUUUACAUUUUUAAUUAGCAAAUUGCAUCUAUGAAUUGGUUGUGUUAAAAAUAUUAAACUCACCAUGAUAGGACGAACAAAAUCCGUAACGAGAACAAAGGUUAAUUGAUUACUUAUUAUAAACACUGAAAAAAUAAUUUUCAAGAUGAUAUUUUCGAAGUCAGCGUUAACAUUAGUUUGUGUUUUAUUAUUGCUUUUGUCUAUAUUCAUGGCAAAUUUAUUAAAUAUAAUCGCUAUAAAUAAUAACUUUUACGCUGAGAACAAAAGCCAAGGAGAGAAUUUCACUAAAUAUUUAGAAGAAAAGUAUGGAAAAAUGACAGAUACUGCUGAUAAUCUAAUGUGGUUUUUGCAAAUUUCUGACAUACACAUCAGUAUAUUCCGUGACCCAGGAAGAAUAUCUCAGUUUCAACAGUUUUGUGACAGUACUGUAAAAAAAAUUAAGCCUCUCAUUGUAUUGGCAACUGGAGACCUCACAGAUGCAAAAGCAAAGGAUAACCUGGGAAGCUCUCAAGUGAAAACAGAAUGGGUCUAUUAUUACAAUAUUGUAAAGGAGUCUGGGGUCACAGAGCACACCACAUGGCUAGAUAUAAGAGGGAAUCAUGAUAAUUUUAAUAUUCCAACCUUAAAUUCUCAAGAGAAUUAUUUUAGAAACUUUUCAGUGCAAGGAGGCACUCAUUCAAAAUCAUAUGUUCAUAUUGUAGAAUAUAAUGGCCUUAGAAUAGCAUUUUUGGGUAUCGACGCAUGCCCGGAGCCUGGAUUGCGGCGACCCUUUAACUUUAUUGGUAUCUUGGAUGCCCAAGAACAGCAAAAUAUACAGCGAUUGAGAAAUGAGGCGGACAGCAAGGCUGACCACAUCGUCUGGUUCGGACACUAUCCAACAUCUUGUAUAUUGUCAGUAGAACAAGACUUUGAAAAACUGAAUCUAAGGCAACUCAUGGGAAAUACUAAGGGAUCCCAGGCUUAUGUGUGUGGUCACCUGCAUUCCAUGGGAGGAAUGAUUCCAAGGAUGUAUACCAAACAUAAAAAAGGGUACUUAGAACUUGAACUGGGUGACUGGAAAGAUAACAGAAUGUAUCGGUUGGCCGCCAUCGACCAUGGAUUAUUUUCGUUUGUUGAUCAAAAGCACAAUACUUGGCCACUUGUUCUAGUAACAAAUCCGAAGCAUGCUCGAUACAAUUUGCCCGGGCGUGAGCCGCUUCAGUUAAUACCCGAGUCAACUCACAUCAGAAUAUUAGCAUUUAGCGAUGUCAACAUGGAAACUGUGCAAAUAUCUUUUGACAACAUCAGUUGGAUGAAAUGCAAAUGUACUAAAGGGCCACUUUACGCAUGUCGUUGGCUGCCGCACCUGUUCUCUACGGGAGUGCAUAAAUUGUAUGUUUCGGCAAAAGAUGAAAUGGGAAAAGAAACCUAUUUAGAGCAUCCGUUUUCAUUGGAUGGGACUGUGGUGCCAUUUGAAGUAACGCCUAGAUUUUUACUCAUGGUAGACGCUGGUGUAGUGUUUCAGGCACUGUUUGGAACUCUUUUGAUGAUUAAUGUGUUGCCGUUAGUGAUAUUGAGGUUACAGAAGCGACCACCAAAAUAUAGAAGAAAAUGCGGUCGCCAAAUACUACGUAGAGUUUGGCUAUUGAGCAAAAUCAAUCGGAUAUUCUAUCCAAUCGCACUCUAUGCGAUUUACUUACCCUUCGGACCAUGGGCAAUCGGGGAACUUAUAGAGGGGUACAUAGGAACGAUAUUCGCGUGGGGAAUAUUAAUCAAAGGUUCCUAUCUACCUGAGCCAUUGACAUACAUGUAUGGCAGUGUACAGUUAAUGUUUGUGCAGAUACCACUCAUUUUCGUAUUGGCCCAAUGUCUGGAGACUAGACUUAUUGGUCAAAAUUUGAGAUACUACCAACAUCUUAUAAAACAUUUGCCCUUCAUUUUUCUUUUAUCAAUACAGUCAUUAUUAGCAUACUUUUUCUGGUUGGAAUAUGGCACAAUGGCAUUUUUGUUUGGGCCUUUAAAAACUUGGAGUGUAGCCUUGAGCGUAUGGUUAUGGUACAAAACUUUGACUCUGCCUCCUGAACUUUGCAGGUAUCUGAUCAGAUUGAAUGAAACACCGUCGUAAAUGACCAGAAAGUAUUUUUAUAUCGCAUUUCUACAAAGUAACAUAUUGUUGUAUGUGAGAAAGCUGUAUAUAAUAUUAUUAUAUGGAUAGCGCAUAACUGAGUAGGCUCCUGCGGCAGUUGAGCGGUGCGGAAGAGUGACAGUUGUCAUAAGUUGACGAAUCACUGAGCUCUCGCGUCACGUUAUCACACCCCUUUUUUUUCGUGGGAAAUCCUCAUGGAUACCACCGCGCCCGGGGAGGCACGGAGGUUAUGUCGGACUUUUACCGACUAAAGGUCCGUUCAGACAGACCGGCUCGGACAGAAUCGGACGGUGCUCUUCUUUUCACACAGACCUCCAGCGCGCGUACGGUUGGAACUGGCCGGAGCGACCAAGCUUUGUUUCACAUAGACCGGCUGGAAGAGCACUAUUCAAGCGGCUACGCUGCGCUAAUGCGGAGUACGGAGCUGUUCGGCUGCGCUAGAGCGGAAGAGCGCGUCAGCAGAAAUCAUACGUAGCCGGUCGGCUCCUUUUAUUUUUUCACACUAACCGCGUAAGGUUUGCUCUCCGGCAUUCUCAAUAACAAAAAAGGUGAACUGUAAAAAUAAACCUUAUUUCAACUAUCCAACACUCUAUUUUAAUCGCUAUCAAAAUCUGCGGUCCGGUCCGAGCAGGUCUGUCUGAACGGACCCUAAAACCCCACGGCGUUCCACGCAUCGCCUGAUGGCCAGGUUACGGGGCCAAACACGCCAUCACACCCCUUCCGCAACACUCCACUACUGCUGGUACCUACUCAGUUAUAUGCGUUAUGCCUGUA